Guillardia theta CCMP2712 is the source of this 1020-nucleotide messenger RNA. RefSeq lists its product as hypothetical. The transcript is spliced from 2 exons. The record is from RefSeq and is a predicted model, not a curated record. The coding region runs from base 1 to 1020 and encodes 339 amino acids. Lineage: Eukaryota; Cryptophyceae; Pyrenomonadales; Geminigeraceae.
AUGCUGAACGAAGCUGGUCUUCAGAGUGUCAUCGAUACAGUGGGGGAUCCUCGUUCUCGACGGCAGGUACCCUCCCAUCCUCAUGGCCGCAAGAUGAAGGGCGAUAUCCACAUCCCUGGAAUCCGCGAUCGAGGGUCUGAGCAGUACGAGGGCUUGAUGGCGGACGUGACGUUGGUCCACCCUUACAUUGGUAGCUCUGCCGACCUGACCAAGUGGGGGGAGGUCAACCUCGACGCCCUCCAUGUUGCAGCGUCUGAGAAGAUUCGCAAACAUCGCGCUGCAUAUGCUAUGACUACUCCUCCUCGAGCGUUCAUCCCUCUUGCCAUCUCGACGGACGGUACCCUGCAUCCUGACACCCUCCGCUUCAUCUGGUAUCUCGCGGACAUCAUUGCUCAGCGCUCGAUGCCUCUUGAGGAUGCGGCUCGGCGUUUGCUGACGCUGGAGGCGCUCUUGUCUGGUGCGAGGCGCAUGACGCCCUUGCGGGCGCAAGCACUUCUCGAGCCAGAGGACAGCUCCUCCUCGGACUUUGUCGAGUCGCCCGAGGAGGAGUCUUCGCCGGAGGUCUCCGACUCCGAUGGGGGAAACACGUCGAGUGGCGCCGACGAUCGGCGCGGAGCUGGCGACUCGGAGGCGUCUCCGUCCCUCACUGUGACGUCGGGUGCCUCCGGAGAGCUCGACACCCCUGGGGUGCUUGCUGCUGGUCCGAGCUCGCCUGCUUCCUCCCCGGCAUCGGUCGGGUCACGCCGGUCCUUGGGCAUUGCCGCGGCGUCGCCGCCGUCACGGGCGGCUACCACUGACUCGGCUACCGCUGACUCGGAGGCUAGCGAGGAGGACUACCUCGAGCGGUACCGUGUUCCUGUGUCCAGCCUCCCUCCGUCCGCUGCCCCAGGCGGACCCCCGGGCAGCGCCGGCUCCUUGUCGGCGGCUGCCCUUUCUCCGUCCGCGGCCGCCCGCUUUGUGGCGGCAGCGGACGUCUCGACUGACAGUGGUCAGUCGGCUGCCUCCGGGUAUCGCGUGUAA